GUUCCUCCACUUUGCUCUCAAGUCGCUUAUCUUCUGACACUCCGAAACAGACACGAAUAGUUCUUGUACUUCUUCGGUCCAGUUCGAUCGUCGGUUCGGGUACCUUUCAUGACGGAUUAGGGUACCACCGCGACCUAGACUACGGUUCAACGGUCGUACUGGGUGAAACGUGCGUUUUGCGGGGUGCGAGUGUCAGUUGUUAGCAUGAAUAACGAGUUGGAUUAAGACGUGAGACAAAGUAACGGUUAAUGCAGAUUUGAAGGAAUGCAACGAGUGGUACUUGAGUUUAAUUGAUGGUACCGGUGAUUAAAUGGUGGUCUGGAACAGUUUUCUGCCAGUCGUGACCCGGAACUUCAUGCCGCCCAAUAAUCGUGCGAAAAAACGGAGUUCGGAUGAAGCAGAUAUGUAGACGGUACUCUCAUGUAUGAUCAGUUGUUCAUCAUUAUAACUCGUGAUAUUAAAGGCUGAGCGCACGAUGUAGUUCCACAUGUCGACACCAUCGACACCCGACCCCCAAAAGGGGGAGCUGCUGUCGAGCGAUACUAGCGAGCAUGGGCUGCUACCUCCCUGUCCAUGCCAACAGCACGAAUGUUCAGCCCCGCCUCAUACACCAAAGGCUGAUCACCAAGGACAUGCUCACCACAACAUGCGUCAUGUGCACCAAACACACUAUGCUAAGAACAUCGCUUCCUCCUGCCCGAUUCACCUACACCACCAACCUAAAGUGGGCGGUGCCUGCAGCGGCUGUUGCCACGCCCACCGGCCGCCAGAGGAGGAGCCUGUAGCAGUAGGGUCGGGGGAUGACGCCGGAGGCGCAGUCUGCAGAAAGAACGACCAUCCAGAUGAGAGGAUCGAAGUGUCGCCACUACCGCCUGCGUUGCCACCUAGGCCUCCGCCCAGGCCAAGGUACGGGAUGGGCGGUACGUUGGGGAGUGAUGCGAGUCUUAGAUGGCAGACGAGGCAUCCCAACGCAAACAGUGGAGGAAUAAGGAAAUACGUGUUCUGGUGUUGUGUGUGUGGUGGACUGUCGACAGUCUUAGGAGCCUUAUUCUUAGCCGUAUAUUUUCUACUUAGGUCCUACACAUCCACUUUAGGUUACUUUGAAACGAUCCCUACAUUUGUGCCUGCCACAAUGCUAAUCUUAACUGGAAUUUGUGUAAUGAGCUUAGCGAGAAGAAAGAACAGAUACAGUUAUUUGAUAAAGGUGUGCGGUAUAUGUUGCCUAGUGUGUGCCUUAACAUGUGUUCUAGUGACCAUUACAACGACGGUGAUCCACAUGAACCGAUUGCAAACGUUACGUGAAUGCGUCUAUACUCAAAAAACAAGGACGUGUACCUGUUACUCUGUGUUACUAGAGGCUCAUGCUACCACAGACGAUGCAAUGCGGUUCGUAUUUGAUUCAACGCCAGAUUGUGAAGUGAUUCAUGGUGCGCUGUAUUCUUGCCUAAGAGCCAUGUUUGGAUUGUCUGUGAGCGGUAUACUAGUCUGUAUAUUUUCCUGUAUGCUAGUCUACCAAUUGUUAAGUCAUGAGAAGAAAAAGAUGUACUGGGAACAGCUGGAGCUCCGGUGCCGUUCCUUCUAUCAACAGCAACAGCAGCAGUCUAGUAAUUCAAGUCAACAUGGAUCAGUCAGGGGUCCUCCCAUACCACCUGCUGCAUACUGCAGUUGCUGCGAAGAAUGCAGAUAUCCUCCCGUUCCUAUAGGACCGCAAGUUUAUCCUUGGGAUACACAUCAUGCUACUGACAGAUUCUGGGCUCCAGGGCGGAUAGGCAACUUUUAUUCGCCCAAUCCCGAAGAUGGACCGCCUCCCAAUCCAGAAGGUCACAACAGAGCCCGUUUAAGCGGAUGGAGCUGGAGAAGACUGCCGUGGAGUAGAACAAGUGUAGCACAAAAUGAUAACCAAAGGGAUAAUUCGCUGACAUAUGCCAGCGGCAUGACAAGCAGCAGUGCGGACAGCCAAUACGGCUUUAGCAGUCGUGGAGGGGGCGGAACAAACGGUCCUGGGGGCGGUGAAGGAGGUGGUCUUCAUCGCUCAGACAAUGCUGGAGGCGGAGCAUCAUCGGGUUCGUACAGCGUGCUAGAUAACAGGCCUCCUCCACCUGGACCACCAGUUGUGGGCGGAGUUUAUGUCUGGGGACCGCCUCCGCCAUAUUCAAACCCCAAUUCGCCGGCAAGGAGGAUCCUGCAUUCUCCAGGAAGGUACCAUCAUAUCCACCACCACAGCCAUGGACACGAAUCUCACUGCCAGAUGAACGAUGCUAAUCAACAGCAGCAGCAGCAACAGUUCCGGAAUUCUCGUAGACUUCGGCCUCCACCAAAAGACAAUUACGAAAAUACAACGGAACCAGAGGUCCACCAAUCUAACGAACAUAGUUCGGACACCUCGAGUUGCGCUGAUAGAGGAGUGCACACGUUACCCGCCCGCAAGGCGAAGAAAAGAAGCCAGGGCACUCAGGAAGGGGCGACAAAUAGGGUGGGAGGUGGUUUCCAGGGAGAAGAGGGAGGUAACAAGACAAACACGGGUGAAUCGGACCACGACUAUCACGAACCUGAUGUUACGACAUCAGAGGGAAAAGGACCAAGUGGAGAUGGACAGAAAUGCAGAUUUCUUCCCCGCCUGCAGGGUGUGGAAAAUGCAGCCUUCCAAAAACAAGAAACCAGUCCUCAGAAACCCGAAGCUACAGAAUCCGAAGUAUAUUUCGCAGAUGUGAGUAGCUGUUGUAACAUAUCUGUCAGAAAUGAUGGGCAGGAUUCAUCUCUAUACGAUGAAGCUGUAAUGGAUACACAACAAAAACCCAGGCUUAUGUCCUUGCAAAAGACUGAUGUGAAAGAAGUUAAUGCUACAAAAUUGCUACAAAACUUCCAGGAGAACAUUUCCUCGUCUACGGUGACGGAAGAUGAAGAUUACCUCGCUGUUCGGCUUGGAUCCAGACAGAUGUCCACAAGAUCUCGACUUCCCUUCCCUGCUCAACAAGAGGAUGCGACUGCGCAGCUUUUGCCCAAGGACGUCUCGCAGAACAGUCUGUGCAGCAGCGUCCAGACUCCUCUCACAGAAACUACUGAUGAUGCAGCCUCACCUGACGAUUGCUGCGGAUACUUCCAAGACACUCCAGCGGACCAACCGCAACCACCUCAACCGAAGCCAAGGACUUUUGCUGGAGCGUUGGAGCAUUAUUUAGCGCCCGACGCGCAAUACGAAGUCAUACCUGAACAAGAGCACUACCGCCAUCACCAACCAACCAGCAACCUAACCAACACGAUAUCUGGCAUGAACUACGAUCAGAACUACUACAAUCAGUCGAAGGCCAGCAAUUUUGGAUACUGCCCUUCAUCAAGCGGGCCCAAGAACACGCCACCCAAGACGCUCAAUCUGGUUCAGCAGACCACGCCUGCUCGGCAACGAAACAUUGGUUCCAACAUAUCGACGCUGAUACAGAACCUGGGAGGAAAUGCUGCUGGACUAUUAUAUGGGGAUGCCAAUAUUGAAGAUGAGGCACGAUAGUUCUAAUAACCUUAAUAUACACCUCUUGAUUUUCCUACCACAUUGAGAAAACGUGGACAAUUGAACAGUUUUUCUGGAGAAUUUGUAUUACACGUACAAGGACAAGGAUGCCACAGCGAUGGUACAAUGGACUCUGGUUGGCAAAGUGGGUCAGAGAAGACAGAAGUAAGGAAGCAAGAUAGUACUGAAUCUCAUACUCCAGUGAAUGUGUGAUCUUUUAAUGUGUAUUAAAAUAUAACACUUUAUCUCAAUCUGCAUGCAUCGUGUCCUUAGACAUAUGAAUAAUCAAAAAGUCUAGGCGUUUAAAAGAUUUUUGACACAGCCAACUAGGUUAUUGUUAUUCUCUAAGAUCCUAAUUAGGACCGACCUUCACCCAUCUGUUUAAUGGAUGAAAAGUAUUUUAUAUCAAAGUUAGUAUGUAAGAAAAUAUGGUGCGAGUGGGUUGGCUAAAAAAUUCCUCCCGAGACUGUGAUUAAUUAAAAAUUGAAAAAUCACUUCUAAUUAAAAGAUGCACUAAAAGUUUAACAAAUAAUUUUAAUACCAACCGAAAGAAUGAAGCCUAUAGAACAUGAAAAUUAAUCAAAUCCGCUCAAAUAACUGGUAUCAACAUAUUUGUUUAUACCUACCAACCCCAUAGUUGAGCCAGGAAAAAAAUAGACAUCCUAACAUUUGCAUAUUCUAUAGACUUUAUACUUUGGGUUGGUAUUAAAUUUAAUCGUUAAAUUUCUUAGUGCAAAUUUAAUAAAAAAUCAUUGUUUUUUUUAAAUACUAACGAUGUAAAAUUCCUUUCAUCCAUUAAACGGACUCAAAAAAUCGUCAUAAUUUUAUGAAAAUGCUGUCAAGAUGCUAUGCAUGCAACACGAUUUGAGAUUAUACUGAAAUAUAAAUGGUACGUUACCUUUUAUUCCAAGAUGUUCCAAUUGCUACAACGUUUUGACUAAACGGUCAAAAUUCUUUUAGUUCAAUGUUUGUCGAACAUUUUUUUCAUGUCAAAUACUUACAUCCUUUUUUGGACGAUUUUAUAAACCCUUAAACAUUUGUUUUGUUUUUGUUCCCUUAUUUGCUUAUAGGCAGUUGCAAGUGUCACUUGACAGUUCUAAUCGAAAUCGAGAUUUUUAUUUCGCAUCUGCCGGUAGAAUAUACAGUGUCCAGUUUGCUAAUAAUGGUUAGACAUUAUUUUUGAGCUUUGAUAACUAAUCCAUAAAGACCCUAUAGCCUUCCUAUUACUCAAUUAACCAAAUCUACGGAACAUUCGAAUAUUUGAAUCAACUAUAAUUAAUAAAUUAUACUUUUAUAGACGUUUUGCAAGCUCAGAAGGUUCACUUUAUAUUUCAGUAUAACGCGAUAUAUUUUUAUAUACACAUAUGUAAUCUCUGUACAUAUUAAUUUAAGUUAUACUAGACUGGAUGUGGAAUGCUUUAAAGUGACGCGAGGACUACAGUUAUAGUGUGUUGUUCGCUAAUAGAACAAAAUCGUGAUCGUAAUAUUAUUAAAUUUUAGACUAUAUUAUUAUGAAAGUAUGUAACAGAAAAAGGAUAUUUAUAUACCUACUUUGAACGUUGAAUCCAAAAAUUUUGUAUUCUUGUUAGUAUGUUUUUUUUUAAUAAAAUUAUUAAGUUAUA
This is a messenger RNA of Acanthoscelides obtectus, 5124 nucleotides long. The record is from the annotation of a GenBank genome assembly. NCBI's taxonomy places the organism in Eukaryota, Metazoa, Arthropoda, Insecta, Coleoptera, Chrysomelidae.